ACUGACAUAGGCCUAGCUGCACCAGAAGCCACGGACUGCUAUUGCAGUACCUUCCGGAUAACCCAGCACAUAAUCAGCAAUACGAGUUAGAAGAGGUUCCAAAUGUUGGGAGUUAGGGAUUCUCAGCUAAUGAAAGGGGUGACACAGAGAGACGAGCAAGCCUGUUGAGGAGAAAAGAGAGAUCAUGGCUUUUGAGGAGAUCAAGAAGAAAGGAGUAGUUGAGGUAGGGAUGGAAGGGGAAGUGGGCCUUGUGGCUGGUCGCAGUCAGAGAGAGAAGAGGAGAUCAUACAAGGACCUGCUCAGAGAGGAGGAGGAGAUUGCUGCACAGGUCCGCAAGUCCUCCAAGAAACGGCCCAAGGACUCAGAACCUUUCUUAUUGGGAGGGGACUCCCACAAGAAGAAGAAAAAGCACAGUGAAGACUACUAUUACAGAGACCAGCAAGGCUCAGGCCCACCUCCCCACAAGAAGAAGCGAAAGUCGUCAGACCACUCCCCUUCCCUGUCCUCCUCAUCUUCCUCCCAUCCCACAGACACAGCCAUGGGGCUCCUACAGGCCAUCACCUCCCCAAUGGCCACCGGCUCAGACCCGAGCCCACACCUGCACAAGAAGCCCUCCUACCCCUCCUUCUCUUCCUCCCACUUCUCCAAAGACCGCAAACGUGAUGGGAGCACCGGAGGAAGCAAAGGCAGCCACUCCUCUCAUUCCCGUCCUAUGUCCUCAUCCUCCUCUUCCAAAAAGCACUCCUCCAAGUCGUCGUCUCUGUUCCAUGGUGGUACCGGUACCCCUAAAGGAGAUCUCCUGAACAUACGUGAGCCGGAUGGGCUGAGGAUGAAGCUCAUGGUCUCGCCUAAGGAGAAGGCCGAAGGAGAGGGCUUUCCCUUCCCUCCCCACUCCUCCUCAUCCUCAAAAGGGGGGAUAAAAAAGGAGAAGGACAGAGACCGGAAGCAGCUCUCUAAAGUCCCCAAGAAGAUGCAGCAGAGCCGAGAUCCACUGCCUGUUGUGGGGAAAGAAGUGGAGGUGGAGGGGCACUACGGUGAGGGUAUGGGGGGAGACAGCUCCUCCUCGGGGGGCGAACUGGAGGCAGGAGAGCUGGUGAUAGACGACUCGUACAAGCAUCUGUCAAAGAAAAAGAAGAAGAGCAAGAAAAGCAAGAAGAAAAAGGAGAAAGAGAAGGACAGGGAGAAAGACAAAGGCGGGAGAGAGAAGAAGCACAGCAAAGGAUCAGGAGGGGACCCAUCGAGAGGCCACACCCAUACCCAUGGCUCAGCCAAUCAUUCUGCAGCUGGUGGAAUGUAUGCCAUGGGGGCCCCCAUCCCUACUCCCAUCCUUACUCACCAUCAUCAAAGUAAUGAAGUUGCAAUGAUGGAGAAGAAGAAAAAGAAGGAGGAGAGGGAAAGGGAAAAGCACGAGAAGGAGAAAGAUAAGCCCAAGAAGAAGAACACAACAGCGUACCAGGUGUUCUGUAAAGAGUACAGGGUCAACAUCAAUGCAGAGCAGCCGGGACUAGAGAAAGACUUUACUGUGUUUGCAGUGUUCGGGGAGCUGAGCAAAAGGUUGGCAGAGGUGUGGAAACAGCUCCCAGAAAAAGAUAAACUGGUGUGGAAGCAGAAAGCUCAGUACCUGCAGCACAAGCAGAACAAAGCUGAGGCCACCACAGUCAAACGCAAGAGCUCCACAGAUGGAGUCAAAAGCAAAGGCUCUAUGAAGGGCAUGGGGCUGGCAGCAGGACUGGUGUCCCCCAACCGGGCGUCUGUGGGUGUGUCCCUGUCACCAGCACGGGUCCCUGAUGUCGACCCCAUCGAUGCGGCUGCCCACCUACAGCUACUGGGAGAGUCCCUGUCCCUCAUCGGCCACCGAUUACAAGAGACAGAGGGGAUGGUGGCGGUGUCAGGCAGUCUCUCUGUACUGCUGGACUCCAUCUUGUGUGCCCUGGGACCCCUGACCUGCCUCACAGCACAGAUCCCCCAGCUCAACGGAUGUCCCCGCCAAGUCUUGUCCAACACCUUGGACAACAUUGCCUACAUCAUGCCAGGGCUGUGAAGCCAACAUAAACAUUCCUUUCCCGUCUACUGAGUGUCCUCGCCAUGAAGUAAAACGUUUGGAGUGAGAGUGCCCAUUAUAGAAGCGUGGCUUGUGGCUUGGGAUGCAGACAAUUAUUUAUGCAGCAAGGCAUUGGAAAACGUGGAUAUUAAUACUUUCAACAUGUUUUUAAAAUGUAUUUUAAAAUGCGUUCAUUUCCUUAUUAUUAUUUUUUUUACUGAAACCUAUUUUAAUGAACACUCUUUUCUUUCCCUCUGGCAUGUCUGUUAGCGUCUUCAGAUUUAACUGUAUGUUCUUGUGUGAAUGUGUGCGGGCGUGUGUGUUUUCUAUGUGUAUACAGUAUCUCCAGAGGCUAGUUUUUACUCAAAAGGACAAGCCAGGGCCCAAGUCCACCAUUGUUCCUCUUCCAUCAACAUACCAUGAAAAUAAUAUAUUUGACAACUGUUCAUGUUUGUUUUACCAGUUAAUUACAUAAUGACUUGUUAUUUUGUAUAUAUGCUAUUUUACUGAGUAUUAAGGUUUAGAUUUUGAUUGUAGAAUGAAAUUUGUAUACGGUAGAAACAUUUUGAGGCAACUGCAAUCAAACUACUGUUGUGGGUUUUGCAGCUUUUGAAGCACAAAGCUGUAAGCCACAUUUUCAUGAAUACAUCUCUUCCUAUGAGUAUACAGUAUGGAAAUGUUGACAAUAAAAAUGACAGUGUCAACAUGCAGACUGAGCAUAGCAGACUUAUAUGACUGGUAUGUACCACCACCACCUUCUUUCAACUACAGACUCCUAAACACAAACCAAUGAAUGAAUAAGGCUUGUAUUUAUUGUAACAAACCAUUGUAGUGUAUCAAGAUAAUUUACAUUUUAAGGCCAGUUAUACCUACAACUGAAAUUGCUAUUUUUAAGUGAGUAAAUGAAUUGUACAUGAACUGCAGCAGCUGCCUGUGAAUCCUCAGGAUCCUUGUCAGACUGAGGAUGAUAUGCUUUUCUCUACACAUACAAUAGAACUAGAACACUAUGUCUGUGCUUCCACAUGCCUCUAUGCCCCAGCCAGGGAGGAAUGCAAAACCUUCCCUAAUGACGUGCUUUGGAUUUUUGUUAAUCUGUAAACCAAGAAGUAAAAUCUAGUGUAAUUUGG
Molecule: messenger RNA, 3168 nt
Organism: Oncorhynchus mykiss (rainbow trout)
Lineage: Eukaryota; Metazoa; Chordata; Actinopteri; Salmoniformes; Salmonidae
Source: RefSeq, a predicted model, not a curated record